Messenger RNA from Poecilia reticulata (guppy), 1105 nucleotides. Its product is annotated as interferon-induced protein 44-like. Lineage: Eukaryota; Metazoa; Chordata; Actinopteri; Cyprinodontiformes; Poeciliidae. Gene Ontology annotation, biological process: immune response. The record is from RefSeq and is a predicted model, not a curated record.
UUCUCUGCUAAAGCUGAGGUUGCUGAGUCUCCAACUCUGGGUGAACCGUGGAGGGAACUAAGCUGGGGAGAAAAACAGAAGGAUCUUCAGUAUGUGCAGGAAUACAAACCUGAAAAAGAYGACAUCAAGUACCUACGAGUCCUCCUGGAUGGACCUGUUGGAUCUGGAAAGUCCAGUUUCAUCAACUCUGUCGGUAACGUCCUCAGAGGACGGAUUACAAUUCCUGCUUUGGCCAGCGCGACCACGUCUGAUAAAAGCUUCACCAAAAAGUAUGAGACUCAUAAGUUCAGUAAAGGACGAGGAAGCUCAAAGACAUUUUAUCCUCUGAUCUUCAACGACAUCAUGGGACUGGAAGACGGRACCAACAGGGGAGUUCAUGCUGACGACAUCAAACUGGCUUUGAAAGGACAUGUGAAUGAGGGUUAUAAGUUCAACCCAGUUACUCCUCUAACUCAGGAUGACCCAGGCUACAACCCGACUCCCUYUGCUGAUGACAAAGUUCAUGUCCUGGUCUGUGUGAUGUCAGCCAACACUCCACAGAUGAAUUUUUCAGUUCUGGAGAAGAUGAAGAGCAUCAGAGAAACAGCCAGUGACCUGGGAAUUCCUCAAAUGGCCGUGAUGACCCACAUCGAUGAGGCCUGUGGUGAAACUGAGAAGAACUUGAGGAAUGUCUACAAGAGCAAGUAUCUGAGAAAAAAGAUGAAAGACUUCAGCUCAGCAGUGGGAAUCCCCAUGAACUGCAUCUUCCCUGUGAAGAACUACAGUGAAGAAAUCRACUUGAAUGAUGAUAUUGAUGCUCUGAUCCUGAGCGCUCUGAGGAAAAUGGUCGACUUUGGGGACGACUUCAUUGAGAGGAUUUAAACUGAGAUGAAGAGAAAACAGUGAGGUGGAGCAGAUUUAGGAGAGAGAAUGUUGACGAUGUUGCAAUAAUGUAAUUCAUUGACAUUAAAACACAUGAUUGGACAAAUUUGAAUCUACUGAAGAUUUAUCUUAAAUCAGAAAUAAAUCUUUUUACUGCAGUUGAAUGUUAAGGGUACUUGAUUUUUUUUUAUGUAAAAGGUUCUUCUCUAUAAUCGUUUUUCAUAUUAAAGUGAUAUUUACCUGA